AACCACCCUUGAACUUCGUUUCAUUCCUGGUUGGACUCUUACAGGUACAAGAAGUGUAAGCACUACUCCUUAGUCUGUACGUGUAAGAAAAACAAAAUGGCUGACAAAGAAUAUGAAGUCGUUAUAUCUGGAGUUUCUGGGUUUUUUCCGGAAAGUGAUGGCUUGGAAGAACUUGAAAGAAAUCUGCUCAAUAAAGUCAAUAUGGUCACUGUAGAUGGUCGACGUUGGACCCCUGGUGAACUUGGCGUGCCAGCGGGUACGGGAAAAGUGAAAGAAAUGAAUUACUUUGACAUGACCUUUUUUGGAAUACAUAGAAAAUUGUGUGAAAUUAUGGAUCCAACUACAAGACUAUGCUUGGAGCAUGCUUAUGCUGCAGUCUGUGAUGCUGGAAUAAAUCCAACUUUGCUUUCUGGGACAAAGACGGCAGUUGCGAUGGCUUCUAUGAUAAGUGAGACAGAGUAUGAAUGUGUCAUGGGAGCAAAAAAUGUUGGGCAUGCUAUGUUGGGCCACAGCCGUACGAUGCAAGCCAAUCGUCUCUCUUACUUCAUGAACCUAAAAGGACCAAGCCUUGCAUUAGAUAAUACAUGGAAUGGUGGAAUGCAAGCUUUAGAAAUUGGAUACAACAUGAUCAAAAGAGGACAAACCACAACUGCAAUUGUUGGAGUGUGCAGUCUCAUCUCAAAAGCAGAAUCUUCAACUCAUUGGCAUGCAAAGGGAGAACUGAAUAAAGAUGGUCUCACAAAAUGCUUCAGUGCAGAUGCUGAUGGCUACAGCCGUGCAGAAGCUUGUGUUGUAUUCUUUUUACAACGGAAAGAACAUGCAAAGCGUGUAUAUGCUUCUCUGCUUGGAAUAAAGUCAUUCAAUUUUGGAUCUCGUGAGGUUGGGUUUGGUGAAUUUGAUGAGGAAAAGUACAAAGUUUUGGUUGAAGAUGUAUAUAAAUCAUCUAAUGUCGAUCCUAAUGAUGUGGCAUAUGUUGAAGCUCAUGGAUGCGCUUCAAAAAUCAUUGAUGCAAAAGAAUUAAACUCAUUGGGUGAAGCCUUGUGCACAAAAAGAGAUAAGCCGCUUCUAAUUGGAUCUGUUAAAAGCAAUUUGGGACAUACUGAAGCUUCGAGCACUUUUGUCAGUAUAUGCAAGGCCCUGUUAGCACUUAGAAGUGGAGUCAUUGCGCCAAAUAUUAACUACAAUUCUCCCAAUCCUGAUGUACCAUGGUUGGCAUCUGGCAAGCUGAAAGUCAUCACCGAACCGACUAAAUUAGAAGGUGACAUAAUAGGAAUCAGUUCAAAUGGUAUUGCUGGUUCAUACGGUCAUGUGUUGUUGAAAGGCAAUCCAAAGGUGAAGUCAAGGCCUUUAAAACUUGGAGAACUGCCACCUGAUGGACUUCCGAGGUUGAUUAUCUUAUCUGGAAGAGAUGAAGCUGCAUUAAAUGGAGUUUUAACUAAGCUUGAAUCUUCACCCAUUGAUGAGGAGUUUGUUGCCCUGACACAUCAUUUGUUCUCAACUGAAAUAAAACGUCAUUUAUUCCGUGCUUAUACAUUGCUUGGGGACGGAUCUAAAACCUGUCAUCAAUUAAAGGCCUUAGACUCAGGCGUCAAAAGGCCAAUUUGGUUUGUUUUCUCCGGUAUGGGAUCACAAUGGUGUGGCAUGGGCACAGAACUGCUGAAACUGCCCUGCUUCGCACGGGCCAUACACAAAUGCCAAGAAGUGCUGAAGCCCGAAGGGAUCGAUGUGAUCAAAAUCAUUACAAGCCAGGACCAAAAAAUGUUCGAUAAUAUUCUCCACUCAUUCGUAGGAAUCGCAGCUGUUCAGAUUGGUCUGGUGGACACAUUAAAAGAACUAGGAAUCGAGCCAGAUGGAAUCAUCGGUCAUUCAGUAGGUGAACUUGGUUGUGCGUAUGCUGAUGGCUGUUUUACUCUGGAGCAGAUGAUCCUUUCAGCGUAUGCCAGAGGAAGAGCUUCUAUUGAAACAGAACUAAUUAAAGGAAAAAUGGCCGCUGUGGGUAUGGGGUAUAAUCAGAUAAAAAAUAAUCUUCCACCAGCAAUUGAAGUUGCGUGUCACAACGCAGCAGAAAGCUGUACCUUAUCAGGACCUUCAGAAGACAUGGAGGUUUAUAUAAAUGAACUGAAAAGCCAAGGAGUGUUUGCAAAAUUGGUCAACGUUUCAAACAUUGCUUAUCACAGCAAGCAUAUUAAACCUGCUGCUCCAGCGCUGUUGAAAUAUUUGAAGAAGGUUAUUCCAAAUCCUCAAUGCCGAUCAAAAAGAUGGAUCAGCAGCUCCAUCCCUGAAGCAGACUGGGAUUCCGAUCUGGCUAAGUAUAGCUCUGCAGAGUAUCACACUAACAACCUUCUGAGCUCAGUACUGUUUGAAGAAGCUUCUGCGCAUAUUCCAAAUAAUGCAAUUGUGAUUGAAAUUGCCCCACAUGGAUUACUUCAAGCAAUCCUUAAACGUUCAUUGCCUACAUGUACAAAUAUCCCAUUAACAAGCAGAUUUGAAUCUGAUGGAAUAAGUUUUCUACUACAAGCCAUUGGGAGAAUGUAUCUUGAAGGAAUUGAUGUCCAUCUUGCUAAUUUAUAUCCGACUGUGGAGUUUCCUGUAUCAAGAGACACCAAGUACACGAGCAGUGUCAUCACCUGGGAUCAUUCUGAGCUCUGGAUAAUCUGGAGUUUCAUCAACAGGAAUGAUUUGCAAUCUGUUCCAUGCUGGAAAUUUGUUAAUGUUUCCCUUUCUGAGGAGAAAUUUGAAACUUUGUCAUAUAACAAGGUCAACAAUAGAAUAAUAAUGCCUUCCUCCUCACUUGUCGAAUUAAUCAUUGAAAGAUUUAAUGAUCUUAAGAAAAACUCCACCUCCCCUAUUAAAAUAGAAAAACUGAAAUUUUGUAAAUAUGUAGAAGUUCCAGCUAAAUCUCAUAAAGAAUUGUACGUACUCGUUCAAAUAGGCAGUGGCGAUUUCCAAAUCUGUGAAAGCAAUGACGAAGUAGUCGUUGGAAAUAUUAGCAUAAUAGACAAUGUUUCAAAUUUGAAAGACAACGUUCACUUUGAAAUGGACGACACCUAUGUUACAAUGGGCCAGAAUGAGUUUUACAACUAUUUGUACCAUAUGGGUAUCAAUCAAACGGAAUUGUUUAGAAGUGUACAAAGAGUUGAUUUCAAUGAAAGUGGUCUACACGCUAAAAUCCAAUGGAGAGGUCAAUGGGUACCAUUUUUAGAUGGCAUUUUCAAAGUAGUUGCAUUUUUUGACAUGAACAACUCUAAUUGCUUGAAAUUAAUAACAGAUAUUGAGCACAUAUGUAUUAACUUUGAAGCAUUUCCAGUUGAUCAGAAAAAAGAAAUAACUGUGGUUUACAACCAUGUGACAAAAUUAGUCAAAUGCCAAGGCUUAGAGAUUCUUGUUCCCGAAGUGAACCAACCUUCGAUCGAACCUUGUGAAAUGGUUCUUUCUUUUGAUCAGUACAAAUUCAUUCCGUACACCAACUCUUCUGUGAAGAGUGUUCAAGAUAUUGUCAGCAUUUGUGCUACCACGGUUUACGAGAACAUCAAUAGAUUUAGAGAUGGUGGCAUUUCUCAACUCAACAUCAUUGACAUCCAAGGGGAUGGCUUCUUUACAGAAAGCAUUCAGUAUGCUAAAUAUCAACAAAAUCAAUUGGAAGUUUCAAUAAAACAGUGCGACAGUGAUGGUAUGAUAUCUAGCUUCGACUGGAAUGAUCUUAACAAAGAAGCCAUUUGGGUUAUCUCUGGUUGUCAAAAUUUUAAAAAGUCCAUAAAAGUACUUAAGAGUGCCAAACAAAGUUUCUUUCUUACACGAUUGACUCAGGAACUUGGAUUAAUCUCUCAAGAAAAAAACCUCCGAUCUAUUUUCAAUUUCAAUUUUGGAAAUGACAAAGUUGUGCUUUACAAACUGGAAAACCCUUGUGAUGGUGAAAAACACGUUGUUUCUGCCUUAUGUGACAACUGGGCAGAAGAGUUACAAAUUAAACUGAACACAGAGGCAAAUAAAGAACAGCCAGGGACAAUAUACAUAGUUGGUAAAACAGUAUGCAACUUCUUGUCAGAAAUACAAGAAGUUAUUAAAAAAUGUGACUCGUUAGACCAAUCUGAUCUUCUAAGGAUAUACUUCACUGAUGAAAAUUGUCCUUCUUUUGACCUGGAAAGUCCAUUCUACAAAGAGCAAAUAAAAAAAGACUUAAGAAUCAAUAUUUGUAUUAACAAUGAGUGGGGAAAUUUGUCUCUGCUGCCAAUUGAAGACAAACCUAAGAAAAACUUAGAGGUUUUUGGAAAGAAUCUAUUUCAACUCUCUUCCCUCAAGGCAAAAGAUUUCCAGUUAUCAGCAGUAGGAUUGAACUUACAAGAUAUCACUGCGCACAGCCAAUGUUCCAAGUUUGGUGUUUUUGACUACGCUGGCUAUAAUAAGCUUGGGAAAAAAGUUAUGGGUGUUGCAACACUUGAGGAUGGCAAUGUUUUAAUUCCUGAUGAAAAAUUGGUUUGGAAUAAACCUGAUUCUUGGUCAGAUGAAGAAGCUGCAGCUGUACCUGUAUUUUAUACAAUGGCAUACCACAUUAUUCUGAUAUUCAAUGAAAUGCUCUCCUAUUCGUCCAUAUUAGUCCACAGAGGAGGCCUUCCAAUAUCACAAUCAAUUAUAACCAUCGCACUAGUUAAAGGCUUUGAAGUUUUCACUACAUAUGAGACAGAAGAAGAGAAAUGUUUGAUUAAAAAACAAUUUCCACAGAUUCCAGCAGAUCACAUACUUUCAUGUGAAAGUUGGAAGUUUCAUAUUGAACUUUUGGAAAAGACUGAAGGGAAAGGUGUUCAUAUAGUUGUAAAUACACUGCAAAAUGACGAUAUGGUCGAAGCAUCCCAAAGGUGCAUAAAAAAUCAGGGGUCUUUCUUCCAGCUGAGUCUUUCGCCUAUGGAAAAUAAAGCUCCAAUGGGUAUGAGGAUAUUUCUUAAAGAAUCAGUCGUUUUUGGCCUCUUGCCAGAGAAUAUUUUACAAAUGGCAGAUUACAUAAAAGAAAAAAUUCAAAAAGCCAUGGCAGAAGGGCUGGUGAAAGGUGAAGUUAAACCUUUGAAAGUGAAGCGUCUAUCUAGUGAUUUACUGAAUGCAACUGCAAUUUCACUGAUGAAGUCACAUGGAAAAGUUAACAAUAAAAUGGUUGUGGUUUUGGACAAUAACCCUGGCAAUAAGAAAGAUGUAUUUUUGUGCGAUCCUGAAAAGACUUAUCUAAUCCUAGGAGGUCAUAAAGCAGUUUGGCUGGAACUGGUUGAAUGGCUGAUAGUAAGAGGUGCCAAAAAUAUUGAAGUUGUAUUGAAGAAGCACAUACUUAACAGUUACUCUGCACAAAGACUGAACUCAAUGUUGAACAACUACCCGGAUGUCAAAGUCGGCAUGAUGUCAAAUAAGCGAAUUAGUUCAACUGCCAAUAUUGAAAAUUUGUACAAUGAACUGAACAACAUCAAAGAACUUGCUGCUGUUUUUAUAAUUGGAAAUGGAAUGAAAGACAAAAUAGUUAUGAUUGAUCAAGUAUUGAGGGAGAAGAAGAGCAAAAGUCAGAUUGUGUGUAUAGGGGAAGGCGGGGAGACUGUUUGUGAAAGACGAAGACAUAAUCAACUUCCAGCACUGUCUGUAAACUGCAGUUCCAACCUUAAUCCACAUUGCAUAGUGGCCAGCUUGGACUGGUUAACAUCACAAUCUAACAACGCUCCAGUAGUUUUCAUCAGAGAGUCUAAAAACUUGAGCAGUUUUGAUGUCAUUUCAAAGAAUCUAUCUUACAAGGACCACAUGCCAGAAAAUUUGCAGGAGCUUUUAGAUUUGCAAAAGAUGAAAUCCGACCGAGGAUGUUUUGUAGAAAUGAAAGCUGCUUGUCCACGCUACAAGUUUGCCAAAGAGGUCCCUCCACUUUUCCUAUUUAAUGGUCUCAAGCCGAACCAGCUUACGGAAUUGGCAUCUAAGUUUUUUUAUCCUACUUUCCAAGCUGUUUUGCCAGUUGAGUUUUCCAGCAUUGAAUCUGUAGCUUCUAUGCUAUACGAGGAAUUAUUAAAAUUUCCGUAUAAUGUUUUCACCCUUGUGGCCGAUGAUUGGGGUGGUGCUCUUGCUUUAAGUGUGGCUAAGUUGCUCGAAGCCGAUGGCAAAUUUGUAUCGGUCAUUAUGCUUGAUGCUGCACCACAGACAGUUCAGGAAUGGGUUAAAACAAUAUAUGAUUCUAACGGACUCAAGAUGAUAAGCAAAUAUAUAAAAGUCCAUCCAAAGGUUAAAAAAACAUUAAGCUCAAUAACAAAUUUUGAUGAAGUAUUAGACACAGCAUUAAACAAUUCGUUAGUGGUUUUGGAUGAAAAAGAAAAAAUAAAGGAAGCAAUACGGAUGCUUAAAUGUCAACUAAAUGCCAUUGCCAAAUUUGAAGGCUCUGAAACAAAAGUGAACGGAAAGUGUCAUCUUCUGAGACCAAAUAUUCCUGAGAAUGAAUCUGAACACUGCCAACUCCAACAGCAUUGCAAGCGGACGGUGAAGAUCCACCUGAUGGAUGACACCAUCCACCGAAACAUGCUCAAAAAUGACCAGACAGCAAGGAUAAUAAAUGAACUCGUCUUCUUUGAAUAUAGAGAUGCUGCCAACAAGCCUGCCGAGGAGCACCUCGGUGUCAACAUAACACAUGAUAUAGUGUACAAAUCUGAUGGAUUGGUCAGAACAUAAAAUGUUUUCACAUAACUGUAUGUAGCAAAUAUAUUAACUUCAAUGCAAA
Cimex lectularius (bed bug) is the source of this 6727-nucleotide messenger RNA. Its product is annotated as fatty acid synthase-like. NCBI's taxonomy places the organism in Eukaryota, Metazoa, Arthropoda, Insecta, Hemiptera, Cimicidae. The record is from RefSeq and is a predicted model, not a curated record. The transcript is spliced from 36 exons. Gene Ontology annotation, molecular function: oxidoreductase activity; fatty acid synthase activity. Gene Ontology annotation, biological process: fatty acid biosynthetic process. Bases 97 to 6678 code for a protein of 2193 amino acids.